Messenger RNA from Amoebophrya sp. A120, 3353 nucleotides. Lineage: Eukaryota; Dinophyceae; Syndiniales; Amoebophryaceae. The record is from the annotation of a GenBank genome assembly.
UGAAGUUCAAGUAGUUCUGAUCCAGGCUGCCAGGAGUGGGACCAAGACAGCAAGAAAGCCAUAGCUUUUGUCGUCCUUCAGAGAGGAUUCGGUGAUCAGGAUCGACGGGUGCAGACAUGCAAUGUGCGUCUGAAUUCCACAAAUGUAUGCUCGUAGCUGGUACUACAGAAAUCAUGCCACAGCAAGAGUACAAUUGCUUUGCAGCGCGCCAUCUGGAACUGGGCGUUUCGCGCUACGGCCAGGAACGACUCAGCCGGUCACCAGAGGACCGACACGACCGAUUGGCGAACUUUUUUGCUGCCACUCGACCGCCAUCCGAGCGAUCACAAUCUUCGACCGCACGGCCGCCUCAGCAAGGGUCUGCACUACAGCAGCGCGAGACGUGCCCUCGCGCUCGUACUGCAGUGGCAAGAAAAUUGUGGAUGCCAGAAGAUGCAGUUGCAUUUCAUCUGGUAGAAGAACUUUCAGCGCAUCAACUACUCGCGAAAAAGACACUGCACCAGGGAAGCAGGAUGCUGGAGGAGAGCCAGCAGCGCCAGCUGAAGCUGAUGUCGGUGAAAAUGCACCGAACGAGCAGGGUGUCGCCACUUCAAAGCAGGACUCUGCACCUGCUGCAGCGCUUUCUGCUGAGAACACUUCAGGGGCAUCGAAUCCGUCGACGAGAAACAAGGAGAACGCCGCCGGGCCGCCUAAGGCAUCAGCCGAAAACCCGCUCAGCACUUCUAAAGCUGUGCCUGCAACAAGCGUUGCUCCGAAGCGGCAAAAGAGCACCCGCAUCCCGGCCGCGCCGCCGAAAAACAAACGCCCGUACCCCCGGCCGCCAACGUCCCUGGUCAGCUACUUGCAGAGUUUCAACCGCAAACCGAUUCAGGCCAACAUGUUCCAGUCCCUCGGGCUGGUGGAGUUCUCCUCUCGGGAGAUACGGGAGCGCUUUGACGAACUGGAUGCAGAUGACGACGGGUACCUAACCGAACCCGAAAUCCGGGAGCUGGUGAAGCGGCUGCAGAAGACUUCCAAGAAGACGCAGGAGGAAGACCACCGGCUGACGCAGCGGAUCUUGGAUGUCUUCCGCGUGUCCACCGAUUCUACCGAGAAUGGGCAGCCCCGGAUCAGUCGGGACCAGUGGACCAAAACCAUCUUGCGCUUGGCGGAAAAGGUCGACCACCGCGUCUAUCCCAUCGCGUUCUCGUGCUUCAUGACCGGCGCGACGCUGGGCAUCCUCACGCCCGUGAUCCCCUUUCUCGCGGAAAAGCUCGCCCUCUCCAAAGCGCAGUUCGGAAUCUACAUCGCGUCGUUCGCGGUACAGAUUAUUUGGCAGGGAAGUACUGCUGGUCAGCUACAACGACGCCAUUGCUUCCGAAUCUUUUGCUUUUAGUGGAUUUGGCGUCUAGCUCUAGAUCUAGCACAAUCAAUACGUAAGCGUCUGCGUCAUUUAGCAAUAGCAUUGCAUGGCGAAAACUAAACGUCACAUGAUCAUCAAUGCCUCUUAUUCCACCCAAAAUUCGUGCGGAAUGAGUUUGAAUUUAUUUCAGAUGACGAAGAUAGUCGCCAACAUCCCUGCUGCAUUCUUGGUGGAGCGCUACGGGCGCAAGCCGUUCUUCGUCGUGCCGACUGGGAUCGUGGGGGUGGCCUUUGGUAGUUUGGCGUUCGCAACCAGCUUCGAGCAAAUGUGUCUUUCGCGCAUGUUGGUCGGAGGCUGCGUCGCAGCGUUGACCUCCUCCGCAUCUAUGAGCAUGAUGGACCUCGGGACAAAGUUGAACAUGACACGAACCAUCGCGCCAGUUGGGGUACUGAUGAUACUAAAAGUUAUGGGCGGAAAAGCAAAAGUGUAGUCUGCGAGAUGAGUUUGGAUAGAGGGAUUCAUCAGUUAUGGUUCUUCAGCCAGGUUGUGGCUGAACAAAUUCAAAAUCUCUCGGUGCUCUUGAUUCUAGGUCGCCUUCAACGCCGGCAUUGCGAUGGGCCCGGCGCUUGGGGGACUGCUGGUUUCCCGCAUCGGUAUGGAGCCCACGUUCCUGGCCGUCGGGUCCACGUUCAUGGUCCUCAUGGUAGCGAAUCAAGUUCUCAUCGUGGAGACAGCACCGAAGUUGCUUGGCGGUUCCAUGAAAGACGCGAUGCGCGAGGCGGUCAGCCACUGGCGAACUUUGUGGCAAGACAACGCGCGGUUGAAAGACCUACUGGUCCUGAGCGGGGCCUUCUGGAUCAGCUCCGCCGGUUAUGAUAGUGCACGAACCAACAUGAUUUUUUUGCUCCGCAUUUCUCUCGCAAAAAUAUAUUACAAGCUCAUCUAAGCCAGAUUUUGCCUUUUGCUAUCUCCCCUCUAGCUCUAUUUAGCAAUUCCUUGCAUGAUGUUGAUGAUCCGAGCCCCCGGUCAUCAACAUUAUGCACCGCGUACGGAACUUAGACUUACACGUGUAUUUGUCCAGAAGAACGAGCUGCAGAGCAUUUACAUGUGAGUCAGCUGCUGUCUGUCGCUGUUCGUGAUACAUUCCAUGAAAUGACGGGCAGCAGGUAGUAGCUAGUAGGGUCGUGCACCACUCUCAUACCGGUGGACACGCCACGGUGUUGCCGCUCGUUUUGAUUGGGCCCCAGUUUGGCCUGGACGUCGGGCAAACGGGACUCGUGUUUGCGGGCAUGGCCGGUAUCCAGGUGUUAUCCGGGCCACCGAUAGCCUUUCUUUGCGAUACGGUCGGGAAGGAGAAGGUGCUGGUCGGCGGUACGCUGGCCAUGGGCGCCGCCAUGGCCCUCCUGCCGUUCUUGCAUCACGGUUUGGACUCCAGCGCGGUCGCGAUCUUCGCGCUCUGGGGCCUCGGGAGUGCAGCCUACGGAGCCGCGCCGAACUCGCUCGUCAGCGACAUGGUGUCCCCGGUAUUUACUUCUUCCUGUUGUCACAAGCUGUUUUUUGCUGUGGGUUGUGUCGGUUUUGUGUCUGCAUCGGAAGCAAGGAUGCUAGUAAUUUGUUGAUUUCAAUUUGAAUUUCGUCGCAUGAGAUUUUGAACAAGAAACUCACUCACAGGUGCAGCGUGGACAGGCCCUGUCGAUGUUGAGGACGUCAAACGACCUGGGAUACUUGUUGGGAGCCUCGCUGACGGGAUACUUUGCCGAGCAACUGUCACCGGAAAGCGCUCUGAUUUCCCUUUCCGCGAUUCUGUUCGGGAACACUCUCCUAUAUCACCGCGCGCAAGUCCAAAAAGGGGGCUACCGGUUGCCAAAUGUCACAUUCAACGAGAAAAUGAACAAAAUGAAAGCGAGGCUGCUCAGAAGGUUUUUCUAGCGGAAGAAAAAGAUGCAUCGCAGCAGAGCAUUCGGAAUCAUGAAACCGGAGAAAGCAACACCAAAAGUCCUCUCUUUGUUAG